Messenger RNA from Dunckerocampus dactyliophorus (ringed pipefish), 1548 nucleotides. Its product is annotated as small lysine-rich protein 1. The record is from RefSeq and is a predicted model, not a curated record. Lineage: Eukaryota; Metazoa; Chordata; Actinopteri; Syngnathiformes; Syngnathidae. The coding region runs from base 143 to 394 and encodes 83 amino acids. The transcript is spliced from 3 exons.
GUCUCAUUCAAGCCAGCCAGUCUGUUCUGUUCCUAUGACAACGUGUGUACACAAACCAGGAGCCAGUCUUUUCCUGUUGCCAUUUCAGCCUGCGUGAAAAACUUGAUGGACUGAUUUCAGGAAGUGGACCUCGCCUCUCACUAUGGCCACCAAAUCCACAAAAUCAAGAUACCAAGGCUCCAAACCUGGCAAGAAGACUGGGAAUCCAAAAUCAGGCAAAAAGAGAUCUUCUAGUGACAAAGUCACCAAGAAAGAUGUGGACGUCUUCGGGCCAGCGGCCAUGCAAAACGUAUACUACAUUGCUCACAAUGCAGCCGCCUGCUUGGAGUUCAGAGGGUAUGGGUGGUCGAAGGACAAGAGAAAAAAGGGUAAAAAAUGGAAGAUGCAAAUGUAAUGUUUUUCCAAUGAGUGGUGGAAGGGAUUCAUUCUGCUUUAACCAGUCCUACUCUGUCAAGUGGACACAUUUGUAGAAUGACCUAAUGCAGAAGCAUUAAUUUAUAUAAGACACUCUAAAGUAAUGAUCAGCAACUUUAUUGAAAGCUGAAUAUGUUCUAAUUGUUAGACAAUAGUUGCCAAAUGCUAACACUGGAAUUGAAAAAGGAAUUUGAACCCAGUAGGCAUCAUAGAAAUAGAGAUAAAAAUGAAGCAUUGUUUCAGGCACUGUCAACUCCCAUACAAAUGUACACUUGUUCCACAAUCCUGUAAAAUAAAUAAAUCCUCUGCAGAGUGCAUUAUGUUGCUGGAAAUAUCAUCCAUGGUGCUCACUCCGGUGGCUUCUUCUUGGCCUCCACGUCUUUCUUGAAAGCCUCAAUUUUUUUGGCAAUGUUUGGAACCUAAAUGACAAUACAAUGUGCAAAACAGACAAAAAGACAUUGAGCUACCCUAUAGUUCUGUUACAAUAGAGCAAUAGUCCCCAACAUGGCUACCGGUAGUUUUGGGGGGGGGGAAGUGUUGCACUCUAGACCUCGUUGCAAUCGAGUGCUAUUGUCAUCUACCAAUGUAGAACAGAAAGCUGCUAAUUUCAUAGGCGAGUGACAGACGAGGCACCCAGCGCAGAAAAUCCUUAUACAAGUAAUUGGAUGGGAAUGGCAAGAUUGUGGAAAGUUUCUAGAUACAGUACUUCCUCUAAACUGUAAUGCGAAAUAACAGAACAACAUACUUUCCUCACACGGGAUUUUGGUGCAUUUGAAUGCCUGCAAAUGACAAAACCAUAUGGAUACAGAUAGCGGUUGGAUUUUUGCGUUUUCUUAUCCUCAUUGGUCUUGUAAUAAAGUUUGCUAACUAACGAUUCAUGUACACAAUGGGCAACUUUGACUCCCCGGGGUGACAUAAGCAAAUAGACUGUUAUUAAAUUUAAAAAAAAGCUAAAUAGCGCAUUGUGACCUUGGUGUGCAAAUAAUAGCAUACUAUUGUAUGUGAAUGCAUGUUUAGUUAAAAAAAUAUUUAAUUGUAAGUGAAUUACUUACAUCAUAGUUUUGAGCGAGGUACAUCCCCACAACGUUGCCCAAGGUGAAUCCAGCCUAAAAGACAAUACAUUUAUCAGACUAU